AUUAAGUAUGAAUCAAUACUUCUGAAAUAACUUGAAUGUUCAGGUUAAUAACAAUAUCAAUCCAAAUACAUUAUCAUUUAAUAAUAUUGGCAAUUUGUCGAUAAAUCCAAUGAAUUUGACAUCAUACCAGAAACCCAGGGUGGGAAGGAAUAUGGGAUCUUAUGCCACAGCUGAAAAUACAAUAAACGAAGAGAAAUAUAUUAGAAUCCCUCAGAGCCAUCAAUCUAAAAUGGAUUUUUAUCAGUUAAUGCAACAAUUAUGCAAAAUUCCAGCUAAAAAAUCGAAAAAGAAGCAAUCAAAGACCAAAAAGACCUCUUAUCUAAAAGGCUACAGGCCAUCUUACAACCCCAAACUUAAGCCUAGGUACACUCUCAGUUCAAAACCGCCCACCUCCAAGCCUUAUAAGCCAAAGCAUAGAGGGCAGAUGAAAUCAAAACCUUCAAAAAGUCUUCACAAAUCUCUUUUCUCCUGAACCUCUUAUAAAUAAUCAGAACCCUAAAUAUUUGACUCAGACAACGAAUUCAGGUAAGAAGAAAGGCAGGAAGAAGAAGAGGUGUUCUUCUAAUUUCAAGAAUUCCUUGAAGCUAAACAGCACUGAUCUACCGAGACUACUCUCUUCAAAUAACGGCAUGGAUUAUCUGUACUCAAAUGAUUAUACAGAGAGUAUUUACUCUGAACAAGACUUUGGAAUGUCAGAACAAGCAUAUGCGUAUGAUCACGAAGAUCUUGAAGCUGAAAUCAUGAAGGUGAAAAUAGAGAAAAGUUCACUUCCGAUCAACAUUUGAUUAGAUACUAAGGCUUUUCAAGCUUUUAAAUAA
Moneuplotes crassus is the source of this 818-nucleotide messenger RNA. The record is from the annotation of a GenBank genome assembly. Lineage: Eukaryota; Ciliophora; Spirotrichea; Euplotida; Euplotidae.